UCGUGGGCAACGGACGCAUCCUCUGAACUCAGAACUCGAGUGGAGUGACGAGAACGGAACCGGAAACGAAACCGAAACCGAAAACGAAAGCGAGAGAGCACGAGAACGAGCCUGUUGAAAGUUUGGCGGCGCGUUCGAACCGGAAGCACUUUUCCCACAUGUAAGCUUGUCCAAUCUCAUCCGGAAGUACGUCGAUCGCCAAGGAAAAGCCCACCAUGGGCUCACUGAAACCACUGGCGGCCAUUUGGCUGCUCCUGCUCAUCGCACACACUCAGGCAGUGAGAGAAAAUCCCCUCAAGGACCCUCGCAUCUGCGGUAGGCCGCAAUGUGAAUCCAGCAGUUCCAAGUUCAGUUACGGCGAACAGCUGUACAGAUAUGAAUAUACGGUGGCUGUGCGUACCGAAUUCGCCGGCUCCGGCGACAAUAGCUCCGACCUGCUGCUAAAGUCCAACUUGGAGAUAUUCUUCCCGAAACCCUGCGAGGGUUACUUGCGGAUUAACGAUGCCAGGCUGUACGAUAAACUGGAUGGGCUCGAUGAAUCGUCCAACGGUGGCGAAUCCUCCGCCGAGAAGCCCAAGGAGUACGACUACUACGAUAAUCUGGGCAACGAUGAGGCCGAAACGGAAGGCUUUGAGAAUAUGCAUCCCAAGAGCACGAGUCUAAACGGAGAUCUUACUCAAAACCUGCUGCGUUUUGCUUUCCACGAUGGCCUCAUCAGCGAGGUGUGCCCGCAGGAGCAGGAAACGCCCUGGGUGCUCAACAUCAAGAAGGGCAUCCUGUCAGCCUUCCAAAACACCAUGAUGCGAUUUGACGUUGAUUCCAACACAACGGAAACGGAUGUGUCCGGUCAGUGCCAGGUGCAAUAUUCCCUGGAAGAUACCGACAGUGUGUAUGUCAAGAUCCGCAAGACGAAGGACAUCAAUUCCUGCAGACAGCGCUACGCCACCCACUCGGUGCUGCAGACCACACCGUACACUUUUCGAGAUGACAAGACCAUAUGGCCCAUCCUUAAGUCCCAGAGUCAUUGUAAUCUAACCAUUGAUAACAAUGUCUAUCGCGAGAUCAGUUGUCUGGAGACACAUCUGCUGGUUCCGUUCUCCAAUGCCAGUUCUGGUGCCCUGACCACCAGUCAAAGUAGUUUGAAGCUCAAGGGGGAGGAGCCUUACAGCGCCGGAGAGUUCUUAGAACAAAAUCCCGAGAUGGUCGAGAGACGUGCCACCCUAGUCUUCGAUCAUACGCCUGCAGUAAAGCCCUCGCACGACCAGAUUAAGGCGGCCCGAGAGCUUUUGGUGCAAAUGUGCGCCGUUGGCUUCCCCAAUAUCAAGCGCGAGUUCAUCGAUGUAUUCACCAACUUUCUACAGACCUCCAAGAGCCUCGACUAUAAGACUUUAAGUGUCUUGCUUCAGAGAUCCGCCAGUACCUGCGAACAGGGCAAAAACCAUGUAUUGGAAUCCCUGCCCUACAUUGGCAGCACAGCCUCGUAUAAGGUAAUGCGGGAUCAGAUCGUCAACGAAAAGUUGACCAAGCAGAUGGCUUACAGCUGGAUGAGGUCCUUGUCCUUCAUCACACGUCCCGACGAGGAGACCCUAGAAACCUUCUAUACAAUCCUCGAGUACGCAAAAAACAGACUGGAUCCGGAAUAUACUCUGGGAGCCACGGCGGUGGUGCACAGCUUUUGCAUACACCACGAUGUCUGCGAGGAGAACCUCCGAGUGCAGCAGAUCAUUAAUCUUCUGGAGACCGAGUUCCUAAGUUUGUACAACCUCUUUAAGGGAGAGCGACGCAUUCGCGAGCGUAUGGUGAUUUUGCUCAAAGGAUUGGGUAACAUUGGAGUGGUUUCACCUGCUUUUGCUGAGCAACUUCAAUGGAUUAUCCGGGAAGAUGCAGCCCCAGUGGAUAUUCGCCUACAGGGUAUUUUGGCCUUCCGUCGGGUGGACUGCCCUCGUUAUCGAAGUUUCUUCUUGGACAGCUAUGCCAACUACACUUUGAACUCGGAGCUACGUAUAUACAGUUACUUGCAGGCCAUGAGGUGUCCCGACUACAUAUCCGUAGGGGCGAUAAAAUCAAUUCUGGAGCAUGAGCAAAUCAACCAGGUGGGCUCCUUCGUGUGGUCGCAUCUGACUAACCUGGCCAAGUCCAAUUCCCCCGUUCGAAUUGAGGCCCAGGGCUUGCUGCUGAAUGAUGAACUGUCAGAACGCUUCAAGAUGGACAUUCGCAAGUUCUCGAGAAACUACGAGCACAGUUUGUUCUUCGACGAGUACAAUUUCGGAACCACCACCGAUGCGAAUCUCAUCUUUGGCACUGAUUCCUACUUGCCACGAAUUGCCAGCCUGAACUUCACUGCCGAUCUCUUUGGUCAGUCGGUGAACUUCUUUGAGUUGACUGCCCGGGCUGAAGGACUGGAGGAGUUGGCGGCCAAUGCCUUUGGUCCCAAGGGUCCUUUGAGCGGUGAGCUGCUGCGCAAGAAGCUGUCCUUUCUCAAUCGCUGGCUGGGCAACGAAAGUGCCGAGGAAGAUGACACCCUUGAAAAUUUGCUCAGUCUGGAUAAUCUGCGACUAAAGAGGAAGGCCCAGCAAUCCGCCGAUGCCUAUGAGCAGGAGGAGGACGAAGACUACGACUUCGAGGAGUCUCUGGAGGGGAACAAGCGACACAAGCGGGAUGUGACAACCGCUCGCAAACAGGAAAUUGAUCGCAAUGUCGACAAUCUAGGCUACAAGCUGAAGUACGACUACAAUAACCCCAGGGCACAGUUUGGUCUUCGGAUCUUCGGCAACGAUCUGCGAUACUACAAUGUGGAGUCCAUGCUGGAGGUGAUGGCCCUGGCCGCCCAAUUCAAUCCCUUCCAGCAGGCCAAGAAUGUGCUUUCCGGCAAGGAGUUCAAGCACACUGAUUCGCGAGUCUUUCUGGAUGCCUCCUAUACAGUGCCCCUGGCAGUCGGACUUCCAUUGGCCAUCCAUGCCUAUGGAGCUUCUUCCGUGGACCUGCGUAUCAGCGGUAAUCUGGAUGAAAUGGACCCACCCACCGAUUGGCACUUUGAUGUCCAAGGUCGGUUUAAGCCCUCGGUGUCCGUGGAUGUGAUCACCACCAUGCAGACGGACAUGUUCUGGGAUCAAUCGGGCAUCAAGGUGAAGAGCAACCUGUACUCCAACUCGGAGCUGGUGGCCAAGCUGAAGGUACGCGGUCGCAAUCUGGUCUCGUUCUCCUUUGAUCUUCCCCAGGAUCAGAACGAGAUUUUCAGCGUCCGAUCGGAGCUGAUGGUUAAAAAGCGUGAUGGGGAGCUGCCACAGGCGGGCAUUGCCAAGAGGAGUGCCAACUCUACAUGCACUUGGCCCGUUCUCGACCAGGCCAUCGGAUUGCAGAUGUGCUCCCACUACAGUGUCCCGGAUCUUAGUAACGCCACCGAUGUUUACCCAAGUCUCCUGCUAGCAGGGCCUCUCAACUUUAGCUUGAUCCUAAAGAAAUCCGAUCUGAGUGCCAAGAAGUAUGUGUUCGAGUACAAGUGGGAUCAGCGUGAUGAGAACAACAACUUCUCGCUGGUGUUUACCACACCAGACUCAAAGGUACCUCGAGUUCUAGUCGCCAAUGUGACCAAGGUACCCGAUGCCUUUAAUGCUUCCGUGGCUUUCGUGAAUGGACCUAAUCGCGUUUCCGCUGGGUGCAGCUAUGAUGGAAAUCCAGAUUUCCGUCGUUUGGAUGUUUACCUUGAUACGAAUGGAAAUCGAUCCCUGGAUCUGGGCAUGGAACUGCGAAGGCACCAGGACUUUACCGCCUGGAUCUACAAUCCUCGUAUGUUGCUUGCCAUUAAUGGGGUCAAUAUUACCGGACUGGCGGGCACUGUAAAGGUAAAUGAAAAGAAUGGCAUCAAGCAACACGACGUGGACCUUUCCUUUGAGACCAAGAAGCUGCAGGCCGUGAUCAAGGGCAACGUAGUUCAAAGCGAGAUAACAACCUCCACCAACAUGACCAUUAAGUACAGGUUCCAAGCUAAUAAGAUCGAGGAGAUAAACUUUGCCGGCAAGUUGGUCAAUAAUGGAGACAAAACCAAGACUGAGUACCGGGGUAACAUGAAGCUUCAGACCUCGGCAUAUCCCAAGCUGAACUUUGCAUCAGAUUCAACUUGGCUUAGCCUGCAGGGCCACACAGAAGGCAUGAUCACGUACAAUAAUGCACCGGACUAUGUGAAUCCCAACUAUACAAGUCUGCUUCGCUUGGUAUUCGCAAGAUCCCACUCAGAAGAUUCUGUUUUGGAGGGAUCACGCACGAGGGCAAGUCUGGAACUUAAGCUGCCAAGGUCGAAGAUAGAUUACCGCAUUUUGGUUAAGCACGAAGAACGCAUCAAGAACGGAACCGAGCACAAUGUGAUCGUGGGACUAAAGUACGCUCCUGACAAGGAGAUCACGGGUCUGUUUUCCGUGCAUUUGCCAAGACGAAACUUGUUUGCCAUUGAUGCCUACAUGAACGUGACUGUACCAGAGUUUAAUUCAUGUACAGCUAGCUUAAAAGUCAAUGAGAAAGCCACCAAGGACUAUAUCAUCUUCAUCAAUGGUUCCUGGUUUACUGGACAUUCAGUUGCGGUAAAGGCUAACUACAAGGAUCGCAGCUCGCGGGUACAGGCGCUACAUCACUUAAAGAUGAUUGUGGAAAGUCCAUCCUUCAACAUAACCUCCCUCAACAUUGUGUACCGCCGGAACCAGCUAGUGAUCUUCUACGAUGUUCAGGCCAAAUACGACCAGGAUCCAUACGGCCUGACAAUACAGUAUGCAGCAAACGCCCACAAUCGCAAUUCCAAUGCAGAGGUACGACUAAAGGUGAAAGAACGUGACUACUGGGUCAAUGCCAAAUUGUUGUCGGAGCAGCCGAAGCUCCUGCAGCUGGAAUUCCACAUAGAUAAAAUACGUGAUGUGCACAUUAAGGUUGGUCUGCUGAACGUGGACAAGCGAAAGGAGCUCUCCCUAGAACUGAAGUGGGAUGCUAACCGAGAUCCCAGCCAGAGAUUGGGCCUCCUUGCAGAAUACAAUAGCCCAGGAACAAAGCAUUACGAUGGAAACGUGAUGGUCACCUAUCCGGAGCGUACCAUAAACUUUGGCUUUAACUCCUUUACCGGAGGACCCAAAUACUAUGGCAAGGCUCACGCCUCUUGGAGCAUCAAUGAGGUGAUCGAAUUCGAGUACGAUGCAGGUAUUCUGCCUGGUCAGACUCUCCACAACUGGGUGAAAGCCGAACUGAGGACACCUUUCGAUGGAUGGCGCACCAACAGCCUGAAUGCCGGAGUCUAUAGCCUGCACAACCUGAUCCUAAUCAACUCUACGCUCUUCUGGGCAGAUGAUCAAAAGCUGCAGGUGGGCUACAAGAGCGACUACGACAUUAACGAUCAGCUGGUGAGCUUUGAUGUUCGCUUCGGCAUCAACAGCACAAUCCGAGAUAUUCCUACGAUCAAUGUGAAGGUGAUCCAUUUCGUGGAUGCCAAGAAGGUGGACACGGAACUUUAUCUGGGAUACAGUGGACAAAACAAUACCUUCAACACAUACAGCAUGGACUCCAGCUGGGAGAUUGAAAAGAACCAACGCUACCACAAUGUUUCCGGCUUAGUGCAUCUGGUUAGUCCAUUCAAGGGUUACGAAAUGGGUGGUCUGGUGGCCCAAUUCUCUCUUAGCGAUCAGCGUGUGGUUAGCGGAGCAGCUGCCCUUAACUUUGAUGUUCGAGAGUUCACUUUGACAAUGGACGGUUAUGUAAAGAAGUUCACGGACAACAUGUUAACCAUUAAUAUCACCACUCCCCUGGAGAAAUUCCGCACUAUCAACGCUCGCUUUGGGCUCAACGAAAAGAAACGUCAUGCGGUUGCUGAGGUAAGAGCUCCUACGGCAGCCCUUGGAGUGGAGGCCUUGGCGGACAUAAAGAAUCUCCUAAACUUUGAUGUCAAGCUGAGCCUGGCCACGCCCGUCGAGAGCUUCCAACAAGCGGCAUUAUUCGCCCAGUUUAAUCCGGAACGCGUUGAUAUGCGCGGCUUGUGGAACAAUGCCACACUGGGAUUCACGGGCGUAUGGCACAUGGAUAAUAUGACUGACUUUGAGUAUUCUUAUGUGGUGUUCACCCCACUGGCUGGCUUCGAGGAAAACGGAUUCAUUGUUCAGCUGCUGAAGAGGAAAGAGUUCAUCUUCCAGUUGCAUGGAAAACUGUCCAAUUAUAAACUAGGUGUAAAAAUCAAUGGGAAACCAAAGUCGGACUUGGUCAAUAAGUUGGGUAGUAACAAAAUGGAGUUGGAGAUGCUCUACGAUGCGGACUUCAAGCCACUAAAUGUCGAAACGGAUUAUAAGCCUGAUCCAGAUGAGGAGUACUUCUCAUACUUCACGGACUUCCAGGUGGACACUCUUCUAUGGCCCACUAUUUUGGGUAAUGUAGAUAUUCAGGAGAUCAUUGACUUCUACCUGAUUGUGGGUCAUGUGCACCUGCCGCAAGGAAAACUGGAAUUCAAGGAUCGCCUCCACUUUCCGGACUACAUAAAUGUGCACAAUCUGCUGACUGUAACAACCCCGUUUGCCGUUGCUAAGGACAUUAAGUCAAUAGUGGAGUACCACACCAACUUAAACUUUAAUGCAUUCUAUGAGCGCAUCAAGUUCACAGUCAACGAUGCCAAGGAUCAGGUGAAGGAACUUGGCUUUGAGUUUAACUACACCACACUGCAGGACAAUGUGAAACCCAAGGCGCAUGAUGUCCAGCUUAAGCUCAUCACACCAUACGAACUGCUUCACGAAAUCGACAUUCAUGGACGUUUGGAAGUGGACGAUAAUGCCUAUAAGGGCAACAUCAGCGCGGUAACGGCCCAUACACAUCUCUCGAUGGCCGCUUCCGUAGAGAACGAGGACAACUUCUUGGAAACCUCUGUGGGUCUUUUGUUGGAAACAGACGUUAUUCCGCAUUAUGCCUGCCUGGUGUACUUCAAAAAAGAUUUUUCAGCCGUGGAUAAUACCAUAGACAUUCGCUUCGAGGUCACCGACAAUGGAACACUGAACCAGCUCCACAUUACUACAGACUGGCACACCGAUCCCUCUUACAUCGUUAAUGCCAAUGGAAAGAUCAGAACCACUAUGCUGCCACUUCAACUAGCGUCCACUUCGAUUUUGGUAACCAACGGGCAAAAUCCCCAGCUCAAUUUUGAUCUUAGCUUCCUGAGCCAGAGUGGCCAGAGCAUAUCAUACGGAACUCGUGCUAACAAAAAGAAAGAUGUCUUUAACAUUGAGGUAUGGACUCCUCUGAAAAACUUCCGGAACAUUUCCAUGCAUGGUACAGUCGCUAAAAAUCCACGCGAUGCUGAGCGCUAUGAUGUCUCAGGGUUCCUGUAUAGGAAUAUGGCGACAUAUGGCAUCACAGGAGCUGUCCGUAUGUCCAACAAUCUGCCCAUCGAUGCCACUUUGAGGGUGCAGCCGAAAGCGGGAGGAAGAGAUGGUGUAAUUGAGCUGAACAUUCAUGAGACGGGGCCAAAGAAGAUUGGCUUCUCCUUUAGCGCGAUUGAGGAUGGCAAGAUGUGCCAGAUCUCAGGAGGUUACAGUAUCAGCGAAAGCACUGGAGCCAUGGAUUUCUCAGUUCUUGUUGAAAGCACGGAACCGGAAAUCGCUCGAAUCAACUUUAAUGGCAAUCUGAAGCGCAACUCCAAGGGUUCUCUUGUGGGUGACUUGAACUUGGAGACUCCUUGGAAGACCCUCGGCAUCGAUUCAGUUCACCUGCACUCAGAUGUGGGCUUUGGUAGUGAUGGCGGCAAGUUAGCGGGCGAAUAUAAGAUCGGUCAGUAUAUCGGACGUGGUAGUUGCUUGUGGUCUUGGGUUCUGGCCGAGAAUCUGCAACUCGUGCUGGAGAGCUACUUAGAAAGGCCAAGCGCUCAGCCGAGAAUCGUCCACGCCAGUGCCAAGUACCUGAACCCAGGACAAACCUAUGCUCAGUUGCAAGCUGGGAGUCGCCUGAGCGUCGAUUCCAAGUGGAACCUUGAUGUGAACGGCAAUGUGCACUAUAAAUCUGCUGAUGACUUCAACUUUAAAGUUAUUACUGAGCUGCCUUUACCUGUUGGAGGUCGCCACCAGCUUAGUGCUAGCUACCAGGGCAAUGUGAUUUCCAAACAGUUUAUCGAACCAGAUUUUGUCCUCGAGGCCAGCUAUGAGGGCUUGGAGGCGCAGAACAAACUUCUGUCUCGAGUUUCUUAUCGAAAUGUAACCGAUAACCUAAAGGGCUUGGGCCACGUCGAGUGGGGUAACUUGAAGAGCCUGUCUGUUGUGGAGGGAGAUUUUGAACUGCUCAGGAAGCCUGGAGCUCGGCGAGAGUUCUCUGCCAAGAUGAUCACACCCCAGUUCAAGGAUGAGCACACCCUUGCCUUAACCGGACACUAUGAUAAGGAAAAUACUGAUUACCACAAUGUGGUGUGUGCAUUGGACUAUCCGGCCAGUCGUCGAAUCACCGAUCUGGAUGUGUCCUUCAGUUCGCUGAGCAAUAUGCAUGGAAAAUUUAACAGCACAAUGCCAUCCUUCCUUAACGUCAGUUGGUUUAAGACUGACUUUGAUUUCACCACCAAAAACGGAAAGAGCUAUCGAUACUGCCGCUGCUAUUGGCCCAAGGAUUCCGCCUACUUCAAGCUUAACAGCCAAUACGACAGCGACAGCACCAAUGCCAACCAUAAAAUAAAUGGCAAUUUGGAGGUUGAAGUUCCAUUGACAACACGGCAUCGAGCGGAUAUGUCUUAUAGCUUGCAAAAGCUGCGCAAUCAGAAUCAAGGAGAUGUCAAGGUACUCUACAACGAGAAACAGGUUCUGCAUGGCACGUAUAAUAGGGUGGAACAGCAGAAGCAUCCGAUCUACAAGGAGACCACGGAUAUCUCGCUGGAGAACGAAGUGAAACCUCUGGGAAUUCACUAUGUUAGCACCAGGGACUCCAGCGACCCAGCGGGAACUCAGGACGUGAAGCACUUCGAGGUGUUCGAGCUGAGAAACACAAAGAAUUUUAACCUUACCGGAGAGCUACAUUCACGAACCACUAUUAGUGCCCAGGACUUUAAGGUGGUGGCUAUUCAUCCUAACCGCGCCGUAGUUCUGAGCACCAAAUACGAGGAAGUCAGCCCCGAAGUGGUGAGACAACACACCAAGUUGGAGCUUUCGGAGACCGCCUGGAUAGGGUACAACCUGGAGCUGGGCAACUUUAGCAAGGUUGGCAACGAGUCCCAGAGCUUCGCACUGGAUAUCUUUUAUCCAAAGCGCAAUCUGUCCUCGUCGGGCCAGUACUCCUUGACGGACACCCACUUCAACUCGGACCUAUCCUUCCAAUGGCUAGGCGGCAACUAUAACGAACAGCCCAAGGAGAUUCGCAGCAACCUGCAAUGGAACGCGGAGCCUUUGCGUCGUGGAGAUCGAGAGCAUCGCAGUAUUGCUCUAACGGUGGCACAUCCUCUCCUUGAGAAGGACAUUAACUGCAAGGCGACGUACUACCGUGGAUUGCGCGAUCUGCUGAAGACCCACUUGACCAUCGACUAUUCGGAAUAUCCUGACCAACUAAUUGAGCUGGGUGCCCAGCUGACUGAUCGUUACAGUGAACUGGGCCACACCAAUUACACCUUCCAGGUGUACGGAAAGCAUCGAGCUUCCGAACUAGAUGUCCAGCUCAAUGGAACCCUGGCGGCGAGGACCUCUUACUAUAAGACGGAAUCCACAGCCCACUACAAGCGAGAUAUAUUCCCAGCGAGAUACGGAAAGUUCCUGGCCCUGCUCGAUGUCAAUAAGCGGGAAGUGGAAUACGAACGCCGGUCGCCAUUCCAUACGGUGCGACUACACCUGCUGCCCACCAUCCGGUAUCCCAUUUACGGUUUGAACGCCACAAUCUGGGAUACUCCUGAUACAAACCACUCGGGUUAUAUAUACGCGGACGUCUUGGAGCGCUAUGCUCGCAUGGAUUUCAACUUGACGGAGGAUGCCAGCCAGAACCUUCAAAUGGUGGGCUACAUUCCGGACUCACGAAGUGCCUUUUUGGACGUCUGGCGCAACUACGAGGAGAUCCGAGUGAUCGAUGUCAGUUCGUAUCUCAAGAUGAAUCACUCCCGACUAAUUACUGGUCGCUUCCACUGGCGCCCAUCGAUCCGACAAGAAGUUCGCGAGAAAAUCCAAUCAGUGGGUAAAUCUGUCUACAGCUCCUUUUCAGAGGGAAUCGAUUUCUGGAUCAAGUCCAUCUACACGGAAACUACAGAGUCAAUGGGCGUGGUAUGGAACACAGCCAAGGAGUACAAUAAGGAUUUCAUCGAUGACAUUGGACAUCUGAGUGUUUUGGAGGAGGAUCUCGCCGAUCUGCGUCAAUUUGUGAACCAGUCGUAUGAAGCCAACGACUUCUAUAUCAAGAACGUGGUUAACUUUACAUUGACUAUCCUGGAUGAGCUGGCAAUCAGGGAUCACAUCGAAUCGCUUCCGAAGAUCUUCUCGGAACUGUGGCAGGCUAUGGGAGAUUCUGGAAAAGCUCUACGCAACAGCAUUGUAUGGCUCAUCGAUACCAUUAAGACCACAUAUAACAACUUACUGGAUGCGGUGUCCCGAUUCUUCCACGGCGAAAGUCUCACCUAUAUAUCGGGUCUGCUGGAGAAGGGCAUUGCGAAGUACGACAGCUUUGUCAAGGAUUUGCACAUCAAGUUCAUCAAAUAUAUCGAAAACCUGUGGCACAAAACUUGGACCUUGGCGGAGAAUCACUGGAAGGCAGUCCUGAAGCGAUUUGAGCCGCAUCUCUUCAAGAUGAUCAGCUUUAUAGAGACCACUGCUUGGAAUCUCAGCAAGGAGGUGUUUGAUUUUAUUUACAAGCGUACCAACGAGCUGGCCGAGUCCCCUUACUUCAACAAGGUUUCCAGUUUUACGGCUGAUGCUGAACGACUUUACCGGGACUUCAAGGCUAACGAUGCCAUUACCAACAUCAAGAAAUAUUCAACGCUGGCUUGGAAUUUCGUCAAGGAGAAGUACUUCAAGCUGGUACCCUUCGGCGCGGAAUUAAAUGAGGUUCUUACCGAAAUCUGGCAGGAAAUCAAAGAACUAGAAAAAAUCGAUCAAGUUCAGAUCAUGGUGCAAAAGUACUACGAAGUUAUGGCCAAGGUUGAUUGGGUUGCCGAUGAACUGCAGCUGGAGCAUCGUCUUCAUCAGGUUUACGGACUAUUGAGGAACAAGUUCCGCAACUAUGCCAUGAAUGCUUUGGAAACCGCCGACAUGUACAGGGAAGCCAAGACCAAGUUCGUUUUUGAUCCGGAAGUUGGUAUUAUUGAUCUAGAACAGAAGUUGCCCAUGUCCUGGCACGCUUUCAACGAAACGCCCAAGUUCGAGGAGAUUCCCGAAUACCAGGUGCUAGCCAAGGCGCAGAGUUUCUUUAGUGAGACCAACUCCUCGAUCGUCAUGAAGCUGUACAAUAUGCGCACCCAUCUGGAUCCCAAGACCUGGCUGCCACCGUACUACUCUCGCGCCUUGCUUAUUGACUCGCGGCACUAUAUGACCUUUGACCAGCGCUUUGUGGGUCUGAACCUUAACUUUGACGAGUUCGGAAAUGGACGACCCAAUUCCCAAUGCAGCUACCUGCUGGCCCACGACUUCUUCAAGCGAAACUUUACUUUACUUUUGGAACCAGCAAGCAAUCCACUGGCUGGCCAAGGACUUACGCGGAAACUGAGCUUCAUUGCCAAUGACCAACUAAUUGAAAUUGACCUGGGCACAGAUCACAUAAGCAUCAAUGGCAAUCCACAACCGAUCCUGCCACUUAAACUUGGGGCUGUGAACAUCCAUAGAGAUCUGGAUGUUCUGUCGAUUACCUCGGACACCGAGUUCAGUCUGCACUGCAAUGUUCAGUUUGAUCUAUGUUGGUUCGAGGUGAGUGGAUGGUACUUCGCCAGGACAGCUGGAUUGCUGGGAACCCUGAACAACGAGCCCUUCGACGAGUACACCAUGUCCAAUAGCGUGAUCUCCAAUGAGACGCAGCAGUUCACGGAUUCGUGGAGCCUGAAGAAAUGCAGGCAGACCAAGUUGGCCCAGACUCAGGAGGUUAGCAAGGAGGUCAGUGACACCUGCACCAGCUUCUUCCGUACUGGCAUGCUUGCUCCCUGUAGUGCAGUGAUCGAUCCCAGUCCUUUCUACGAGAUGUGUCUGGACUUGGGCAUGAAAUCUCCACCAAUUCGUAAAGGACAUCCGGCUGUCAAGGGUGCCUGUUCAGCAGCUUUGGCUUACAUCGAGGCCUGUACAGCUCUGAAGGUUCCCAUGCGGGUGCCCUCUCAGUGUGUGUUCUGCCAACUGUCCAAUGGUUCCUAUGUCCCCGAGGGCACUUUCAUGGAGCUAUCAGGCCCUGAAAUUCCCAGAAGCAGCGAUGUGGUCUUCAUCGUAGAGGCCAAAGACUGCAAUGCCAAUCUGAAGACGUCCAAAAACAUCAUGACAGUGGUUAGCAGCAUUGAAGAACAGCUGCAGGCCGCUAAGCUAACGAAUAAUCGAUAUGCUGUGGUGGCCUUUGGAGGCGUUGCCCCAUACGACAAGCCCAGGAGUGUUAUAUUAGAACACAACGAGUUCACCUCUAAGCCGGAUCAACUGACUGAUUAUUUUGGCCACAUUAACACCGGAAAUGGCAGCAGCAACGACAUCCUGAUGGCCAUUUCCACUGCUGCCAAAUUGAACUUCCGUCCGGGCGUUUCGAAGACCUUCAUCCUGCUCUCCUGCAGCAAGUGUGCGGCCAGGGAUAUGCGAUUCGACUACACCUCCAUCCUGCAAUAUAUGCUGGAAGAGGGCAUUAAUCUGCACAUCCUGGCGGACACGGAGUUUGACUUUGAGCGCAACAAAAAACUACGUCACUUCUUCGGCUUGGACAGUAAGAUGGUUUACUCUAAGCGAUUCCCCGAAGGUGAUGCGGAUAGCCGCAACACGACGCACAUCCCCAAGAGCAAUCUGGGGAUCUGCACAACGCUCGCGGUGGAGACCCAGGGAUCGGUGUUCAGUGCCCGCAAGCUGCAGCCGGAGCGGAAGUACCCCAUCAAGCGAUUCGCCACCAUUUUCGCCAAGCGCGUUGCCCUCAGUGCCACGCCCAUUCAGAGCCAGACCUGCGAGUGCUCCGCCCACAACACGGGAGUCUCCUACAUGGCCUGCUCUCCACAGGCUCUGCCAGAGGAGAAGUACGAUCUGGAUGACUAUGACUCCUUUAACGACUGGGACUGGGGAGAUGAACCGGAAGCCGAGGCCAAUGUAAUGUCGUAGUUCUAAGUGGGCCACGAUUAGUUAGAUAGUUCAGUUAUGUCCCCGCAGAAUGUAAGCUUUUUCUAAUGCAUAACCGACAGGCAAAUUUUGUAAAAAUAAAUCAACAUAUAAAGCCAAAGUGUAA
This is a messenger RNA of Drosophila subpulchrella, 13350 nucleotides long. RefSeq lists its product as uncharacterized. Lineage: Eukaryota; Metazoa; Arthropoda; Insecta; Diptera; Drosophilidae. Gene Ontology annotation, molecular function: lipid carrier activity. Gene Ontology annotation, biological process: lipid transport. The transcript has 20 exons. The record is from RefSeq and is a predicted model, not a curated record. Bases 216 to 13226 code for a protein of 4336 amino acids.